AUGUACUCGUCGAAACGACAUCUCUCGGAUUCAACGCCGGAGUGCUUUAGUUCGCAAUUUGUGAUGCCAUUAACCGUGUGCGUGAGCGAGACGGGCGAUGGUGUCGCACCGUUCUCAUAUCGGGCGCUGAAUGAAACUGCAGAAGUAUGCGUGGGGACAUCUGUUGGCACCAUCACGGAGCCAGACUGCCUGGGCCCCUGCGAGCCUGGUACCUCGGUCACGCUGGAGGGCAUCGUGUGGCAUGAGACGGAAGGUGGUGUACUCGUCGUGAAUGUGACGUGGCGAGGGAAGACUUACGUAGGUACAUUACUGGACUGCACGCGACACGACUGGGCGCCACCGCGGUUUUGCGACUCCCCAACGGAGGAGUUGGACGCACGGACGCCCAAAGGUCGUGCAAAACGUGGUCGCGGCGCAGCGCCGACUGACAUGACUAAUUUUACGGAGACAAGGUCCUCGGUACAUAGUAAACUACGGAACGGUGGCGCCAAGGGUAGGAGGGCACUGCCUUCACCAACACCCUUCACGCCUCCUAGACCAGACUCAAAAAGAAAACGCACCUCGGAUGCUGAGGAGCGACCUCCAACGCCGAAGGCUAAACGUCCGCCUCCCACACCGUCUUCCCCGCCACCGGAUCCCGUCCUCCUUGAGUGUCCAGAGCCAAAUUGUUCAAAGAAGUACAAGCACGCGAAUGGACUCAAGUACCACCGGUCCCACGCCCACGGCUCUCCAGACGACGAUGACAAGGACGGCUCCAGCUCUGAGCAAGAGGAGCCGGCCACUGAGCCAGCGUCCCCGGCGCGGCCGCCAUCGGCGCCAGCCACGCCGGCUACGCCUGUCAAGUCGCCGACUCCGGUCAAAUCACCUGACGCCAAGGUAGACAAGUCGCCGGAGAAGUCCCCGGAGAAGGCUGAAGUGGACGCGGAGUCGCCGCAGCAGCCACGGUUCGCGGAAGAGUUCAUAACAGCCGCGGAGCCGGCCGCCGCCGUGGACCGGCCGCAGACUCCUCCGCAGCCACCAGCCACGCCGCCUGAUGCGUUACCCUCUCUGCAACCCACACAGUUUAAGGUGAAACCCCGGUCAGCGCUAAUGGCGGAGGAGCGCAAGUCGACAGAGUCCCCUGCAGAGGAGUCCCCGGGCAAGAGACGCGCGCGGCGCUCCCCGACGCCGGGCGUGCGGUCGCCGGCCUACUCCGACAUAUCGGACGACGCCGCGCCGGCCGACGCCCCGCCGGAUGACCCAGCGCACAGACCCUUCCCAGUAUACCAUCAGUUCUAUGGGCAGCCGUCGUACAUGCCGCCCUCGCACCCUCCUCCCGUGCCUCCUCAGUCCUCGGACAAAGGCAAGGAUGAUCUCUCUAAAGGAGACCCCAAGGGUGACAUGAAAGACGGUAAACCAGACAACGGACCUCAAAAAGUGUUACCGCAACACUUCUACCCUUACAACUAUGUUCCCAAUUUUCCUUACAACGUGGAACCUGGUGGGCCACCUCCGGGGCCGCCCUUAGACGACAAGAGUAAAGACAGCGACCGCUCGAAGACAACCCCGAGUCCACUAGACAAGAACAAGCAACAACGCCCGCCCGACGGCAAGGAGAACCCCGCGCGGCCGAACGAUAACCAUCAAAUACUCAAGGAGAGCAUCGAGAUGAAGGCACAGAUGGGACCCUACGCCUUCCAGAGACCACCACAUGCGAGAGAAGAGGAAUUAAGAAGGUAUUACAUGAGCUUAGAUCAGAGAAGAAAAGAGGGAGGCAAUGAUCCGAAGCCCCCCGGGCUGGCGGCGGGGGCCAGUGGAGCCCCGGGCGGGCAAGGGGGCCGGCCCCCGCCGCAGCCCGCACACAAACAACCUCCCAAAGACAAGGACGAUAAGCCUAAGGAGGAGGUCAAGACGGAGCCACUGCCGGCUGAGCUGCACUACCCAGCCUAUGGCAGAGACCGAUACCCUAAGGUGAAACAAGAAGGGCAGAAGCCGACGACAGAGACUCAGGGUCCCCCGCCCCCGCCUACCUCGCAGUACUACCUCCCGCCGUACAUGCAGCCCCCGCAUUACGGCGCUCUUCCUUUCGACCCAGUCUACCGAGCACCUCUGAGCCCAAUGCUGGUAGGAGGGUUCGGAGGUGGGUGGACCGUACCACGAUACCACGCCCCAGAGGACCUGUCCAGGCCAGGCGGAGCUGGGAAACUGGACAUCAUGCCAGGAGUUGGCGGUCCUGGUAGUGGACACGGCCCCAACUUCGCGUAUGGUGGUGCUCCACACAAAAUACAUGAAUUACAAGAGCACGCCAAGUCCCCGGCGAGCAAGCCCCGCGCGGACGCGCCCAAGGAGCCGGCGCCGUCCCCGCGCUCGCCGCGCUCCCCGCCGCCGCAGCGCCACGUGCACACGCACCACCACACGCACGUGGGGCUCGGGUACCCGCUCUACCCGCCGCCCUACCCUGUAAAGUAG
Messenger RNA from Spodoptera exigua (beet armyworm), 2448 nucleotides. The record is from the annotation of a GenBank genome assembly. NCBI's taxonomy places the organism in Eukaryota, Metazoa, Arthropoda, Insecta, Lepidoptera, Noctuidae.